AUGUUUCUUACUGCUGCGCCCUGGUCUCUGCGACGGAGUAAACGGAGCUGCAGUCAGUGUCCGCGAACGCUCUUUUGUUGCACAGGUACGACGCGUAUGGGAGCGGAGGGGUCACUGUGGCGUUUGGCAAAUGCGGGACACGCGUUGCUGUUAGUAGACCACGGCAGCCGGCGUAAAGAAGCGAAUGAAGCGCUUUUCGAUAUGAUUGAGCUAUUGAGGCGUAGAGCACCACCCGGAAUAAUCAUCCACGGCGCUCACAUGGAAAUGGCAGAACCGACGCUGGACGACGGUUUUCGCGCCUGUGUGGAGGCCGGAGCGCGGCAUAUCGUUGUGGUGCCGUAUUUUCUCGCUCCAGGGAGGCACUCUACGACCGACAUUCCGAAUAUGGCUGCAGAAGCAGCUUCAAAGCACGCCCAUGUUACCUAUACCGUGACCGCGCCACUGGGUGUACAUGAAAGCAUCGGCAACGUGGUCAUUGAGCGGGCAAUGGAAGCCAUGGGGCUGGACGCUCUGCGAGAGCGCGACUAG
Messenger RNA from Cyanidioschyzon merolae strain 10D, 528 nucleotides. RefSeq lists its product as hypothetical. The transcript has a single exon. Bases 1 to 528 code for a protein of 175 amino acids. Gene Ontology annotation, molecular function: lyase activity. Lineage: Eukaryota; Rhodophyta; Bangiophyceae; Cyanidiales; Cyanidiaceae. The record is from RefSeq and is a predicted model, not a curated record.